Molecule: messenger RNA, 366 nt
Organism: Strongylus vulgaris
Lineage: Eukaryota; Metazoa; Nematoda; Chromadorea; Rhabditida; Strongylidae
Source: the annotation of a GenBank genome assembly
AUGGUUACAACAAUACAGUCAAAUACGGGACAACGAGAUACUGUUGUACGAUCAGCGCCUGCUGCUAGUGACUUUUCACCAAUCAUACUCACGAGAACUGCGCAGGAUACUUCUGAACAGUCUGAGAUAGAAGAAUUGGUGACUAUUGUGAGCAAGACUGGAAACAACGCCGAGCCUCAGAGAUCUCUCAAAAGAGUUAUGAACAGUGCCUAUCCUGAUGCCCAGAAGAAGCAAAAGGUACAAAGCCUCUGCAAGGAGUUUGAUAAGCCCUCAACAAGUAGCGCCAAAGGAACUUUUGAAGCCGAGAAGAAGGUAACUGAAGUUAAUUUCAACUUAGAAUUUCUCAAACCUUUACGCUUCAAUUAG